CGCGACACAGCCUGUCGCCAUCACGAACCCUCUGCGAAGCUGCUAAGUUGGAUUUGAAUAUAACACCCAAGUCGACGCGCUCUGUCCGCCACCCCUACCAGUAACGACCAUUGUCCCUAAUGAGCGAACGGGCCGCCAUACUCCAUCGAUCCUUCUUCCGCUAUCGCUAGCCUUACAUCCUCUGUUUACGAAGCGAUGCGACUCUUACACUGGACAAGUGGCGACAAGCUUGCCUUAACAGAGGACUUGAUCGGUGACGAUAAGAUCCCGCCCUACGCGAUACUCUCUCAUACCUGGAACGAGGGUCAAGAAGUAAUCUUCGACGAUCUAGUGAAGAACAGCGGAGAGAGUAAGACAGGAUACGACAAGAUCCGCUUUUGCGCAUCCCAAGCCAAGCGUGAUGGUCUGGGCUAUUUCUGGAUAGACACGUGCUGCAUCAACAAGGCGAACCAUGCAGAACUUUCGGAAGCGAUCAUUUCUAUGUUUCGCUGGUAUAAGAACGCAGAAAAGUGCUACGUGUAUCUUUCUGAUGUUUCUAGCAGAUCUUCUGGAGAAAGCAGCGAUGCGCACAGGAAGCGGAAACCUGUAAUUAGGAAGAGCAGGUGGUUCACGAGAGGGUGGACACUUCAAGAGCUGAUCGCUCCAGCAUCCGUUGAGUUCUUCUCUAAGGAGGGAGAGCGGCUUGGUGAUAAAGUGUCUCUGAUAGAGACACUUUAUGAGAUCACUGGAAUCGAUGUACAAGCGCUUAGAGGCAGUCCGGUGACAAGCUUUACUGUGGACGAACGGAUGCGGUGGGCACAAGGACGCAAUACGAAGCGUGAGGAAGACGCAGCUUACUGUCUUCUGGGUAUCUUCGAUGUUCAGAUGCCGCUUCUGUACGGAGAGGGGCGGGAGAAGGCUUGGCAGCGGUUGCGGCGAGAGAUUCGAGAGCACCUCUCGAUUAACUUGCCUGUUGCAACAGGUGCUUCUUUCAACUCCCAUAGCGAGGAACACAACGCACGAUGCCUGCCAAAUACCCGCACUGAGCUACUGGACUCGAUUGUAAUGUGGGCGAACAACAAGGCUAGCAAACCUAUAUUCUGGCUGAGUGGGAUGGCUGGCACAGGGAAGUCUACGAUUGCACGGACAGUCGCUGGGUCGUUUGUUAGCUGCAGUCAGCUAGGAGCAAGCUUCUUUUUUAAGAGAGGUGAAGGCGAGCGCGGCAACGCUUCACGCUUCUUUACCACCAUCGCCACUGAUCUAGCCGCCUGCGAGCCGGGCAUGCUAGUCGGGAUUAAGAAGGCGCUUGAUGAGGACUCGGCUAUCUCACAGCGAGCUCUAAAGGACCAGUUUGAGAAACUAAUCCUACAACCACUCCUAGGCAUACAACAGGCUCGUUCGCAGGGCUCGGCGCGUGUUAUCGUGAUAGACGCGCUAGACGAGUGUGAGCAGGAAGCAGACAUUCGGGCGAUCCUCAAAUUGCUUGCUCAAACAAAAGACAUCCGCCCAGUGCCGCUGCGGAUCGUGGUGACUAGCCGGCCAGAGCUCCACAUCCGCCUAGGCUUUAGGGAGAUGCCAAACGGCACGUACCAAGACCUCGUUCUCCACGAAGUACUAAGGAACACAAUUAAACACGACAUCCGUCUAUUCCUAGAGCAUGAGCUCGGUGUGAUACGAAAAGAACGCAAGUUGGCUCCAGACUGGCCAGCGCAACAACAGAUCCUUGCGCUGGUUGAGCUCGCUGUGCCGCUGUUCAUCUAUGCUGCCACAGUGUGUCGGUAUAUUGGCAGUAAAGGAGGCGACCCUGAAGUGUACCUGAAUAAGGUCUUGCAGUAUCCAAAAACAGCUUUUUCACAGCUCGACCAAACCUACCUUCCCGUCCUGGACCAGUUGCUUGAUGAUCAGGAAGAAAGAGAUAGAGAAGACUGGCUGCGUGUCUUUCGUGAACUCUUAGGUAGCAUAGUCAUCUUAGCGAGCCCACUUCCUGUCGGCCCCCUUGCGCGCCUUCUCCAAGUUCCGAUGAAACAAGUCGAAUGUCGAUUAGAUGCCUUACACUCCGUUCUUAGUAUUCCUGACAGGGAGGAUAUUCCUGACAGGGAGGAUAUUCCUAUCAGGCCACUGCACCUAUCCUUUCGCGAGUUCCUCCUCGACCCCCAAAAGCAAGGAAAGAACCUAUUCUGGGUAGAUGAGAAAAGGACGCACCAGAAGCUUGCAUCUCGCUGCCUUGAGCUUAUGUCUAGAUCUAGCGGUCUUCAUCAGGACAUGUGUGGCCUCCCAGGCUCUGGAGUGCUGAGGAGCGAGAUAGAUGAGCAGACAGUUGCUACUAGCCUGCCACCUGAUCUACAAUAUGCGUGUCGCUACUGGGUUGACCAUCUCAAGCAGAGUAGGCACGGCAUCGUUAACGGAGACGCGACGCACCUCUUUCUACAGAAGCACCUUCUUCAUUGGCUUGAAGCUAUGAGUCUUGUAAGAGAAUCGAGCAGAUGCGUUAACUUACUAGAUAGCCUUCAGGCACUUACUAGCCCAUCGGCAAAGCUAGUUUUAGGCUUUCUUCACGACGCUAAGCGAUUUGUGCUGCGGUUCCAGUCUCUUCUUAUAGAUGCGCCGCUGCAGGUUUAUUACUCUGCACUAGUAUUUGCGCCAGAGAGGAGUCUAAUACGGCAAACAUUUGUAGAUCAAGUGGCAGAAAAGGUUAAGAUGCUGUCUAUGCGAGAAGCAGACUGGGACGCAUGCCGCAGCACGCUCGAAGGUCAUUCCUCCUAUGUCAGCGCGAUAGCCUUCUCGCCAGACGGGCAGCUGGUCGCGUCGGCAUCUGACGACAACACAGUACGGCUGUGGGAGGCGGCGACAGGGACGUGUCGCAGCACGCUCGAGGGCCAUUCCGACUAUGUCAGCGCGAUAGCCUUCUCACCAGACGGGCAGCUGGUCGCCACGCUCGAGGGCCAUUCCGACUAUGUCAGCGCGAUAGCCUUCUCGCCAGAUAGGCAGCUGGUCGCGUCGGCAUCUGGGGAUAAGACAGUACGGCUGUGGGAGGCGGCGACAGGGAAGUGUCGCAGCACGCUCGAGGGCCAUUCCAGGGAGGUCACCGCGGUGGCCUUCUCGCCAGACGGGCAGCUAGUCGCGUCGGCAUCUGGGGAUAAGACAGUACGGCUGUGGGAGGCGGCGACAGGGACGUGUCGCGGCACGCUCGAGGGCCAUUCCGACUAUGUCAGCGCGAUAGCCUUUUCGCCAGACGGGCAGCUAGUCGCAUCGGCAUCUUGGGACAAGACAGUACGGCUGUGGGAGGCGGCGACAGGGACGUGUCUUAGCACGCUAGAUAGCCCUUCCGAGUACAUUUCGUAUAUCGGUUUCUCGCUAGAUAGCCAGGUACUUCACACGAGCCGAGGUGAUAUUGCUUUGCCUCAAGCCCAAGUUGGCACAUCGCUCUUGAGGCAGAGGCCGCAGUCCUCGUACGUUCUGGUACAGAACCAGUGGAUAUUGCACAAUCAGCAGCGCUUCCUCUGGCUUCCACCAGAGUAUCGAUCAAACUCAACCACAGUACACGAGGAAGUAGCUUGUCUGGGGCUUAUAUCUGGCCGUGUAGUUUUGCUUAGGAUUCUCUAG
Molecule: messenger RNA, 3582 nt
Organism: Bipolaris sorokiniana ND90Pr
Lineage: Eukaryota; Fungi; Ascomycota; Dothideomycetes; Pleosporales; Pleosporaceae
Exons: 3
Coding region: 196-3582 (1128 amino acids)
Molecular function (GO): protein binding
Source: RefSeq, a predicted model, not a curated record